Pipistrellus nathusii (Nathusius's pipistrelle) is the source of this 2157-nucleotide messenger RNA. Lineage: Eukaryota; Metazoa; Chordata; Mammalia; Chiroptera; Vespertilionidae. The record is from the annotation of a GenBank genome assembly.
AUGUUUGGAAAGAAAAAGAAAAAGAUUGAAAUAUCUGGUCCAUCCAACUUUGAACACAGAGUUCACACUGGGUUUGAUCCACAGGAACAGAAAUUCACUGGCCUGCCGCAGCAAUGGCACAGUCUGUUGGCAGACACAGCCAACAGGCCGAAGCCCAUGGUGGACCCUUCAUGCAUCACUCCCAUCCAGCUGGCUCCCAUGAAGACAAUCGUCCGAGGAAACAAACCCUGCCAGGAAUCCUCCAUCAACGGCCUCCUGGAGGAUUUCGACAACCUCUCGGUGACCCGCUCCAACUCCCUAAGGAAGGAGAGCCCGCCCACCCCGGAGCAGGGCGCCUCGGGCCCCGGCCACCGGGAGGAGAACGGCUUCCUCACCUUCUCGCAGUAUUCCAGCGAGUCCGACACCACCGCCGACUACCCCGCAGACAAGCACCGGGACCGGGGUCUCUAUGGGGACGACCUGGACCCGUUUUACAAAGGCAGCCACGCGGCCAAGCAGAAUGGGCACGUGAUGAAGAUGAAGCACGGGGACGCCUACUACUCUGACAUGAGGCCCCUGAAAUCCGACCUGGCCAGGUUCCCCAUCGAUUACCACUCACACCUGGACGCACUGAGCAAACCCGGGGACUACAGUGACCUCAAGUGUUGGGAGUUCCAGAGAGCCUCGAGCAGCUCGCCUCUGGAUUACCCGUUCCAGUGUACGCCUUCCAGAACUGCAGGGACCGGCGGCUGCUCCAAGGAGAGCCUGGCCUACAGCGAGAGCGAGUGGGGGCCCAGCCUGGAGGACUACGACCGGAGGCCCAAGUCAUCCUACCUGAACCAGACCAGCCCGCAGCCCGCCAUGCGGCAGAGGUCCAGGUCGGGCUCGGGGCUCCAGGAGCCGAUGAUGCCCUUCGGAGCAAGUGCAUUUAAAACCCACCCCCAGGGACACUCGUACAACUCCUACACCUACCCUCGCUUGUCCGAGCCCUCCAUGUGCAUUGCAAAGGUGGAUUACGAUCGAGCACAGAUGGUUCUCAGCCCUCCACUGUCAGGGUCCGACACCUACCCCAGGGGCCCCACCAAACUACCUCAAAGUCAAAGCAAAGCAGGCUAUUCCUCAAGCAGCCACCAGUACCCUUCUGGGUACCACAAAGCCACCCUGUACCACCACCCCUCCCUACAGACCAGCUCACAGUACAUCUCCACCGCUUCUUACCUGAGCUCUCUCAGCAUCUCAUCCAGCACCUACCCCCCACCCAGCUGGGGCUCCUCCUCAGACCAGCAGCCCUCUCGGGUGUCCCACGAACAGUUUCGGGCUGCCCUGCAGCUGGUAGUCAGCCCAGGAGACCCCAGGGAGUACUUGGACAACUUUAUCAAAAUCGGGGAAGGGUCGACCGGCAUCGUGUGCAUCGCCACCGAGAAACACACAGGAAAACAAGUUGCAGUGAAGAAAAUGGACCUUCGAAAGCAGCAGAGACGAGAGCUGCUUUUUAAUGAGGUUGUGAUAAUGCGGGAUUACCACCAUGACAAUGUGGUUGACAUGUACAACAGUUAUCUUGUCAGUGACGAGCUCUGGGUGGUCAUGGAAUUUCUAGAAGGUGGUGCCUUGACAGACAUCGUCACUCAUACCAGAAUGAAUGAAGAACAGAUAGCUACUGUGUGUCUGUCAGUUCUGAGAGCUCUCUCCUACCUUCACAACCAAGGAGUGAUUCACAGGGACAUAAAGAGUGACUCCAUCCUCCUGACAAGCGAUGGACGGAUAAAGUUAUCAGACUUUGGUUUCUGUGCUCAAGUGUCCAAAGAGGUACCGAAGAGAAAAUCAUUGGUUGGCACUCCCUACUGGAUGGCACCUGAAGUGAUUUCUAGGCUACCUUAUGGGACGGAGGUGGACAUCUGGUCUCUGGGGAUCAUGGUGAUAGAAAUGAUUGAUGGCGAGCCCCCCUACUUCAACGAGCCUCCCCUGCAGGCAAUGCGGAGGAUCCGGGACAGUUUACCUCCUCGAGUGAAGGACCUACACAAGGUUUCUUCCGUGCUCCGGGGAUUCCUGGACCUGAUGCUGGUGAGGGAGCCCUCUCAGAGAGCCACAGCCCAGGAACUCCUUGGACAUCCGUUCUUGAAACUGGCAGGUCCACCUUCUUGCAUCGUUCCCCUCAUGAGACAGUACAGGCAUCACUGA